CUUAACCACAUCAAUUGUAACUCUUAGCCUCUUCAUCUUGUCCAUUGAAACCCCAUCAAGCUACCACGAAAGAUCCUUCAAAAUCAAGUUUUUGCCAUGAGAACACAUACCGUAAUCCCAGUACUAGCCCUCCUAGAGAUAGGAAGCGCUUACUCCAUCGGUAUAAACAGUCGCAAUGAGUUGGCGAUGCCCCAAACUAGUGCAAUAGCGCUCAGAGCCAAGGCCGACCUUGCCGUCCAUGAGCGCCAGGAUGUGUCAUUGAACAUUGACUGCAAUAAAAUGGUCGAUCAACUUGUAGGGUUCAUCUCCCAAUAUCCGGAAUACUCUGCAAGAGUCCUCGGUAUCGCCUCUGGUACCACCAUAGCCUAUAAUGUCUGUCGACUCAUGGAUGGACAAAAAUGCGUCAAUGUUGCCGGCACCGUCGGGGGCACUCUUUCAUUUGCUGUCUUUUACGGGAUGAUGGUGCAGAAUCCCAAAGACAAAGGCGCUCAGGCCGUGAAUACUUCAAGACGUCGAAGUCGACCCGGUCAAGACGCAGGCUACGGUGCUUGGCUCAGAUCUCAGCUUGAGAGCCAUAUUGCCGCACGCAACAUGACUUUCGGAUCCAUUUCGGAAGUGGCUACUUUGGACGCGCGAGACCUGGCUGAGCCAGCAAGCUACAGUCUAGUCAUAAGAGGUCUGACAGACUCCGGCAAUGAUGACGAGGUAGCUGAUCACCAUCUGACACUACGCGAAGACGGGGCCGGUUCGAUCAAGAUUCUACCGCCCAGAGAUACCGACGACUCAGAUUUGGUAAAGCGAACGAGCGGUUCUGGUUUUAAAAUCACCUGGGCAGUGAGCAAUAGGGGAGAUGGGUUGCCUGAAUCCAAUGGGUACAAGUUCUUAGCCACCCAGGCUGCGAACGAUUGGGCGAGGCGAGCAGAUACUCAGGACAUGGGGGAUUAUGUCGGGAAAUUCGAGUUCGGCGAGCCUGGUACACUGGUAUUUCGCAUUAUUCCUGAGCUCGCCGGAUUCGGCCAAGAUUAUGAAGACCCGACAAAGUGUAAUUGAUGAGGUAGACGGCUUUGAGAAUAUUUAAAAAGAAGUUAUGAGCAGCAUAACAUCAAAACCAGUCAAAAUGGAGCUAAGAGGUGGCCAGUGUGACGAUCUUGACCAUAAUCAAAGACAAGAGGCUUAUAUAUAGGUCCGGUGAUUGAUGCAAGAAAAGGUCCCCG
Molecule: messenger RNA, 1214 nt
Organism: Truncatella angustata
Lineage: Eukaryota; Fungi; Ascomycota; Sordariomycetes; Amphisphaeriales; Sporocadaceae
Exons: 1
Coding region: 97-1050 (317 amino acids)
Source: RefSeq, a predicted model, not a curated record